Messenger RNA from Pipra filicauda (Wire-tailed manakin), 2476 nucleotides. RefSeq names its product solute carrier family 9 member A1 (gene SLC9A1). The coding region runs from base 18 to 2435 and encodes 805 amino acids. The transcript has 12 exons. Lineage: Eukaryota; Metazoa; Chordata; Aves; Passeriformes; Pipridae. Gene Ontology annotation, molecular function: sodium:proton antiporter activity. The record is from RefSeq and is a predicted model, not a curated record. Gene Ontology annotation, cellular component: membrane. Gene Ontology annotation, biological process: proton transmembrane transport; regulation of pH; sodium ion transport.
CCCCCGAGCCCGCCGCCAUGGGCGCCGCGGCCCUGCGCGCCCUGCCCUGGGCGCUGCUGCUGCUGGGGCCGCUGCUGCCCAGGCAGGGCUUGCAGGCCAACCCCAUGGUGACCUCCGAGCCCUCGCCGGGCCAGCCCGCCCCGCUGCCCGCCGGAGAGAUCGGGGGCUUCCCCCCCGCGCCCCCCGCGGCCCCCGAGGUGAUCCACCCCCUCAAGGAGCAGCCGGCCAACGGCUCGGGAGAGGGGCACCACAAGCCCCGCAAAGCCUUCCCCGUGCUGGGCAUCGACUACACGCACGUCCGCAUCCCCUUCGAGAUCUCCCUAUGGAUCCUCCUGGCCUGCCUCAUGAAGCUGGGCUUCCACGUGAUCCCUUCAGUGUCCAGCAUCGUUCCCGAGAGCUGCCUGCUCAUCGUGGUGGGCCUUCUGGUCGGGGGGCUCAUCAAAGGGGUGGGCGAGAAGCCCCCCAUCCUCAAAUCGGACAUCUUCUUCCUCUUCCUCCUCCCACCCAUCAUCCUGGACGCCGGCUACUUCCUCCCCUUGCGCCAGUUCACCGAGAACCUGGGCACCAUCCUCAUCUUCGCCGUGGUGGGGACGCUCUGGAACGCCUUCUUCCUGGGGGGGCUGAUGUACGCCGUGUGCCAGCUGGGUGGCCCCGGCCUCAACCACAUCGGCCUCCUGGCCAACCUGCUUUUUGGCAGCAUCAUCUCUGCCGUGGACCCUGUGGCCGUGCUGGCCGUGUUUGAGGAGAUCCACAUCAACGAGCUGCUCCACAUCCUGGUCUUCGGGGAGUCCCUGCUCAACGACGCCGUCACGGUGGUCCUCUACCACCUCUUUGAGGAGUUUGCCAACUUCGAGCAGGUGACCAUCCUCGACAUCAUCCUCGGCUUCCUCAGCUUCUUCGUGGUGUCGCUGGGCGGUGUCUUGGUGGGCGUCAUUUACGGGGUGAUCGCCGCCUUCACGUCCCGCUUCACCUCCCACAUCCGAGUCAUCGAGCCCCUCUUCGUCUUCCUCUACAGCUACAUGGCCUAUCUCUCUGCAGAGCUCUUCCACCUCUCCGGCAUCAUGGCGCUCAUUGCCUCCGGCGUGGUCAUGAGGCCCUAUGUGGAAGCCAACAUCUCCCACAAGUCCCACACCACCAUCAAGUAUUUCCUCAAGAUGUGGAGCAGCGUGAGCGAGACCCUCAUCUUCAUCUUCCUGGGUGUCUCCACCGUGGCUGGUCACCACUACUGGAACUGGACCUUCGUCAUCAGCACGCUGCUCUUCUGCCUCAUCGCCAGGGUGUUAGGUGUCCUGGUCCUCACCUGGUUCAUCAACAAGUUCCGAAUUGUGAAGCUGACGCCGAAGGACCAGUUCAUCAUCGCCUACGGGGGCCUGCGGGGAGCCAUCGCCUUCUCCCUCGGGUACCUCCUGGACUACAAACAUUUCGGCAUGAGGGACAUGUUCCUCACAGCCAUCAUCACUGUCAUCUUCUUCACAGUUUUUGUGCAGGGCAUGACCAUCCGGCCCUUGGUGGAUCUGCUGGCCGUGAAGAAGAAGCAAGAGACAAAACGCUCCAUCAACGAAGAGAUCCACACGCAGUUCUUGGAUCACCUUCUGACGGGGAUUGAGGAUAUCUGUGGUCACUACGGGCAUCACCACUGGAAGGACAAGCUGAACCGCUUCAACAAGAAGUAUGUGAAGAAGUGCCUGAUCGCAGGGGAGCGCUCCAAGGAGCCCCAGCUCAUCGCCUUCUACCACAAGAUGGAGAUGAAGCAGGCCAUCGAGCUGGUGGAGAGUGGGGGCAUAGGCAAGAUCCCCUCUGCUGUCUCCACCGUCUCCAUCCAGAAUAUCAACCCCAAGUCCCUCCCUGUGGAGCGCAUCCUUCCGGCCCUGUCCAAGGACAAGGAGGAGGAGAUCCGGAAAAUCCUCCGCAACAACCUGCAGAAAACCAGGCAGAGGUUGCGAUCCUACAACCGGCACACGCUCGUGGCCGACCCCUACGAGGAGGCCUGGAACCAGAUGCUCCUGCGGAGGCAGAAGGCCCGGCAGCUGGAACAGAAGAUGAACAACUACCUGACGGUGCCGGCUCACAGGCUGGAUUCGCCCACCAUGUCCCGGGCUCGCAUAGGCUCAGACCCGCUGGCCUACGAACCCAAGGCGGACUCAGAGAACCUGCCCAUCAUCACCAUCGACCCGGCCUCGCCGCAGUCCCCCGAGUCCGUGGACCUGAUGAACGAGGAGCCCAAGGGCUGCAGCGGCCUCCCGCCCUCGCCCGAGGAGGAUGAGGAGGGGCUGGUGAUGCGGGUGAAGGAGCCCUCCUCCCCGGGGACUGACGAUGUCUUCACCCCGGGGACCGGCGACAGCCCCAGCAACCAGCGGAUGCUGCGGUGCCUGAGCGACCCGGGGCCCCGGCCGGAGCCGGAGGAGGGGGAGCCCUUCAUCCCCAAGGGGCAGUAGCUGCUGGCACGAAGCCUCGUUAUCGUUACUCUCUCUCUUCA